Schizophyllum commune H4-8 is the source of this 384-nucleotide messenger RNA. RefSeq lists its product as uncharacterized. The transcript has a single exon. Lineage: Eukaryota; Fungi; Basidiomycota; Agaricomycetes; Agaricales; Schizophyllaceae. Bases 1 to 384 code for a protein of 127 amino acids. The record is from RefSeq and is a predicted model, not a curated record.
AUGCUCCGACACCGCCGUACGCAUGGGGAGGCUGUUGUGGCAGCGCUCGAGCAGCAGGAGAAGGAGCAAGCCGCAGCGCGCCCACCUCCGCCCGCCGUCUUCAACCCUCCCAUCGUGAACCAGCAGGUCGGCGAGGGCAGCUCGGGGCCAAUGAAUGUGCAGUGGAUGGUACCCAACCGGGCGACGAGGCCGUACAGACAUUACCCGGAUAUCCCGCGCACGACAGAGGACAUGGCGGUACCGAUGGCGGCGCCAACCACGUAUAGCUCCGGAGCCAUGCCCACUUCAACGACAUGGCAAUCAACAACGCCUUCGGACCCGGCGCAGAACCCGUCCUACAAUGGAGUUCAGGCUACUAAAGAGGGUCAAUAUCGUCAACAAUGA